UGCAUUGCGCCGGCAAUCCCGUAGCAUAAGCAAAGUGUCGCGUCGCGCAGCUUCUCUCCAUUUUCGUUUGUCUCUGGUUCAGCUUCUCCCACCGGUGGUCACCGUUACUUUUGUGGCGAAAACCGGUAAAAAGUGCCGAUUUUAUUCAAAAUUUCUCCCUAAAGUGUCUUUAAUUCGUUUCGCCAAUAAGGGAGUUAAAAACUAGGCACCGACCAUGGCGUCGGAACAAUUCUCGUUAUGUUGGGACAAUUUCCACAAAAAUAUGAGCUCGGGCUUGAACGCCCUGCUCGAAACCGAGGAAUUGGUGGACGUUACCUUAGCGGUCGAGGGCAAAUACUUGAAAGCCCAUAAAAUGGUCCUCUCGGUUUGCAGUCCCUAUUUUAAAGAACUUUUCAAAGCGAACCCGUGCCAGCACCCGAUCGUUUUUAUGAAAGACGUUAGUUACGUAGCCAUUAGUGAUUUGUUACAGUUUAUGUAUCAGGGAGAAGUACAAGUUAGUCAGGAUAAUUUAACUACCUUCAUUAAGACUGCAGAGGCCUUGCAAAUCAAAGGCCUGACUGGGGACGGUAAUGGUUCCGCGGAUGCCGAAUCGGACUCGACACACGACGUAAAAUCGACCACGAGCAGCAGUCGACAACACGUCGAUACCGAUUACAAACCGAGACCGAAAAAACAACCGGCACCGUCUCCAAUCUCGGUUCCCGCGCCGAUCUCCUCAAAGGCGCAAAAACGACCGCGAUUGAGCGUCUCCUCGAACGACUCUCAAUCGAAUCCGCCCGUAUCCUCGAUUACCGCCAAAACCGAACCGAUCUCAGCUAUACCGGAAACGAACACGAGCUCAACCGGCGGCUCUAUGCAACAGUUUAAAGUCGAACCGUAUGAUCAAAACCAAUCGGUAACGAUACCAGACGACGGAGACGAUAAUUUUGGCGAUGACACUUUGGAUGAUACCACUGUUGAUGACACUGAGGAUUAUUCUAUGAUGGAAGGCGAGGAAACGGAACCACAGGCAGGUACCAGUGCUGACGGCACAGGAGAAGGCCAAGCUAUUUUAUCCCAUGAAGCUGAGUACGACGGCUUAACCAGUGUGGCCAUCGAGCAUGCCCUAAAUGUUAUAAGAACCAAGACCAAAUUCAACUUUAUUAACAUUGCUGAACAUGAUCCUAUACCUAAACGAGGCUUGUUUGAAGCAGGACAAAAGGUAUGUGAAUCAGUCAACCAAGGCACCGCAGCACUCUUCGGACCCGCCCACGAUCAAAUCAACGAGAUCGUCCAAUCCAUCUCCACCUCAUUGGAAAUUCCACAUUUUCAAAUGAUGUUCAAUCCGAGACCGUUGAGGAACCAUAACGCGCCGAUCUUCAAUUUAUAUCCGAGUGCCAGGGAUUUAUCUUACGCUCUGGCAACGCUGGUGCGUGAUAAUGAUUGGCAAACAUUCACGGUCAUUUACGAGGACGAGCACGGAUUGGUUCGCUUACAGGAGAGCCUUAAGGAGAUCAAACCGAGGAUGCCGAGCGACGUUGCCGUUACAUUUAGGAAGUUGGAGCCUGGAUAUAAUUACAGAUCGGUGUUGAAACAAAUCAAAAACUCAGAAAACUACAACUUCAUAGUGGACUGCAAAGCGGAUCGUAUUCUGGAAUUUUUACGACAAGCCAAGGAGCAGAAACUUCUGGAGGAAUAUCACAGUUAUCUACUUACUGACAUGGAUGCUCAUACUUUAAAAUGGUCCAGCUUAAAGCCAUUUACAUCCAACAUCACCACUUUUCGGAUGGUCGAUCCUGAGGGCAGCACUGUACAAGAGGUUGCCAAGCUGUGGAGAGUUAAUCCAAAAGAAAUCAAGACCGAGACAGCCCUUAUUUACGACGCCCUCAAUCUCUUCGCUACAGCAGUCCGCGACAAGUUUCCCCAUGAACUUCCCAAUGAAAAAUUAGACUGUUUAGGAUUUGAAGUAGCUUCACAUGGAGAGCUUAUACGUACGGCUAUUAGUAAACCUUCAAAAAAAUCAAAACCACCCGUUCUCUCCGGGUUUCUAUCUGGUCCCCUGCAGUUCGACCGACACGGCGUAAGAAAAAAUGUCAACCUGCAAAUUGUUGAACUGAAGAAGACCGAACCGGGUUUUAGGGUGACUGGUAGUUGGACCUCUGCAAACCCUCAGAAGAUUAGUUAUGUGGUCACUUCGGCAGAAAGAGAGAAGGAAAUCGAAACGGAGCUUCAAAAGAGGAAUUUUAGGGUCGUUUCAAAGUUAGGAGCGCCCUAUUUUAUGUUACGAGAAGACGUGAAUAAAGAGACUUAUGGAAACGACCAAUACGAAGGCUACGCAGUAGAUUUAAUUAAGGAAAUUUGCAAUUUCCUGAAUUGCAGUUACACGUUUGAAGUGGUCCCCGAUGGUAAAUAUGGAAACUACGAUUUGGAGAAGAAGGAAUGGAAUGGAUUGAUUCGACAUUUACUAGAUAGGAAAGCUGACUUAGCCGUAGCCGAUCUCACAAUAACCUACGAACGAAAAACCGCCGUGGACUUUACGAAUCCUUUUAUGAAUUUAGGUAUAAGCAUUUUAUAUGCGAAAGCUGUAAAAGAACCACCAGAGCUAUUGUCUUUUGCCCUUCCGCUGAGUUUGGACGUUUGGUUGUAUAUGGCCACCUCCUAUUUGAUUAUAUCAAUAAUUAUAUUUUUAGUGGCAAGGUUAAACCCUAAUGACUGGGAGAACCCACAUCCAUGUGAUCCCGAGCCCAAAGAGCUAGAAAACAUUUGGACCAUUAGAAACUGCGUUUGGUUAACUUUAGGAUCGAUCAUGACUCAAGGAUGCGAUCUGUUACCAAAGGGCAUUUCGACUAGAAUGGCAACAGCAUCUUGGUGGUUCUUUUCAUUAAUCAUGACGUCAUCGUACACAGCAAAUAUGGCAGCCUUCCUGACAAUGUCUCGUAUGGAACUAACAAUCGACAGUGCUGAAGAUUUAGCCAAUCAGAACAAGAUAAAAUAUGGUUGUCUUCAAGGUGGUUCAACAUGUUCCUUUUUCAAAGACACCAACUUCUCAAUAUACCAUCAGAUGUGGCUACAAAUGGAAUCGGCCGAUCCCUCCGUGUUCGAGCUAAGUAACGCUGAUGGGGUCAAACGGGUUCAAACUAGCAAAAGAAAAUACGCCUUCCUUAUGGAAAGUACUAAUAUCCAAUACGUUACCGAACGUUAUUGCGAUUUGAUCCAAGUAGGGAGCGAGAUUGAUUCGAAGGGGUAUGGGAUCGCUAUGACGGCUAAUUUCCAGUAUAGAAAACCUUUGAAUGCGGCCAUUUUAAAACUACAAGAAAGCGGCGCUUUGGAUCAUCUAAAAAAGAAAUGGUGGAAACAGAUGCAUGGUGGUGGAAUUUGUGAAGCAGAAGUAACUUCAGGAAAUGAAGCUGCCGCCGAACUAGGACUCGACAAUGUCGGAGGCGUAUUUGUUGUUCUAGCUGUCGGAGUCGGACUGGGCCUCAUAUUCUCUUUAUGUGAAUUCACUUGGAUGGUUAAGAAAGUUGCUGUCAGGGAACACAUUGCAUUCAAACAUGCCCUAAUACAAGAACUCACGUUUGCUUUCAACAUUUGGGAACGACAGAAGAAAGUUCAGUAGAAAUUGUUUGUUGUAAUGCUUUAUAAUAAUAAAUAAACCUUACAUAAGU
This is a messenger RNA of Anthonomus grandis grandis, 3644 nucleotides long. RefSeq names its product glutamate receptor ionotropic, kainate 2-like. The transcript is spliced from 18 exons. Gene Ontology annotation, molecular function: protein binding; glutamate-gated receptor activity; transmitter-gated monoatomic ion channel activity involved in regulation of postsynaptic membrane potential. The coding region runs from base 215 to 3595 and encodes 1126 amino acids. Gene Ontology annotation, cellular component: postsynaptic membrane; plasma membrane. Gene Ontology annotation, biological process: monoatomic ion transport; synaptic transmission, glutamatergic; modulation of chemical synaptic transmission. NCBI's taxonomy places the organism in Eukaryota, Metazoa, Arthropoda, Insecta, Coleoptera, Curculionidae. The record is from RefSeq and is a predicted model, not a curated record.